UCUUUCAAAUACAAAAUUAUUAACAAAAUGAUCAAGAGCACAUUUUAGGAAAGCAAAUUUACACAAUACCCCUUCUUGAAGUUCCCUUUUAUUCCACCGUCACUCCCAUCCCAUCCCCCUCACCCCUUUUCAUUAUAAUCUCACGCUCUCUUUUAUUUAAUCUCGUCCCUCACUCUCUCUGAGGUAUGCCCUUUCUCCUGUUGCUCUGCUUUAGUUCUUUUUUCUUUUCUCUCUCUAGAAUUUCGACUUCAUUUGAUUUCUUGAAAAUUCGUUCGAUUUUCGCAGAUUAAACUUCGAAAUUUUACAAACCCUGUUUGAGAUUUUGGGUUGAAAGAGCGAUCCCUGAAUAUGGGUCAGAUCCAAUACUCCGAGAAGUAUUUCGAUGAUAUUUACGAGUACAGGCAUGUGGUUCUUCCUCAGGAAGUGGCUAAACUGCUCCCAAAAAAUCGGCUUCUCUCUGAAAAUGAAUGGCGUGCCAUUGGAGUUCAGCAGAGCCGUGGCUGGGUUCACUAUGCAAUUCAUCGCCCGGAGCCCCACAUCAUGCUCUUCAGGAGGCCACUGAACUAUCAGCAACAGCAGGAGAACCAAGCCCAGCAGGUGCUUGCAAAGUGAUUGUUGUGUUCAAUUUCACCUUGUAAUCUCUAGAACUGAAAUGUUAGAUAAACAGGUUUAUGGUUUGUUCAAAAGUAAUAUGGAUGUUUGGGUCUUGGCACAGUAGGGUAAUUCUCUCAUUUGGAGAAUUGAGGCGUAGUGAUUAUUAUUAAUGUAAUCUGUGGUAUUGUUGAUGACUUUUAUAACGUACAUGGUUGUUUGUUUACCUCU
Messenger RNA from Prunus avium (sweet cherry), 822 nucleotides. RefSeq names its product cyclin-dependent kinases regulatory subunit 1. Gene Ontology annotation, molecular function: cyclin-dependent protein serine/threonine kinase regulator activity. The record is from RefSeq and is a predicted model, not a curated record. NCBI's taxonomy places the organism in Eukaryota, Viridiplantae, Streptophyta, Magnoliopsida, Rosales, Rosaceae.